AUGGCCCCCGAUAUUGCACAGGCCCGGCUCUGGAAGACGCCAUCCACCAGAAAGAUCCUCAGCCAAAGCAUAUCGAACCGCGACCUGGCAACAUGCCGACUAGUCUGUCGCAAGCUGGCAGUGCUCUUAGCGCCCCUUCUUUUUGCAGAUAUCACAAUCCACUUCUGCAGUAGCACUUUACCCGGGCCAUCGCGUAUGGCAUUCCUGGAGCGCAUUGGGCGACACAUCGAGGCUAUGGCAUUCAAGAUCCCGCACAGCGCAGUAACCUUCCUACCGCCGAUUCUCGAUCCAGUCACAGUGGCUCCACAGACAUUCAUCUACAGGCCACGACACCCCGAUGCAUACCACAGCAGCCCCAAGUACGGCAGCCAGGAAAUGACCGGCUGGCUGGUCAAGCACCCUGGCGCUCAUGAAGAGCCUGCGGCAUCUUCGAAUCAGUUGCGAAGGCCAAAUGCCCAGCCAUCGAUACCGCCGGAGUGCCGUGGACUAUGCCUUGAUCUCAUUGCGGAUGGCAAUGGAACAGGCACCAUUAACAUCAUUGACGACGCUUUCGCUGCUCUCGAUUCAUCCCGGAGCGGUGCUCUAUUUGCAGCCGAACCUGGGAUUUGGCGCAUCGCCAGGUUCGCGGAAACGCUGGUCGCAGAUCCGCCAUUUGACUAUCCGCAUGACGAGCUUUCCUUGCGAGGCGGGCCAACCGACAGAGCAGACCACCUCAAACUGCUACACGCAUACCUGCAAAGCUUCCCAGCCCUAAAGAACCGAACCCCAUCUCCGAACCUCGACCAGAACGACCGCAGCGCACACAAGUUCCCAAAACUGGAACACCUGGAGCUAGUCAAUGCGACGAUGGAUGCAACACAAGUAGCAUCGUUCAUUUUCGAGCACCGUCAUUCCCUGCAAGAGCUCAACCUCGAAGAUGUAGUGUUGCGCAGUGGCACCUGGGACGAGGCACUGGCGCCUCUGACCCGCCUGAGCGGCAGUGAGUGA
Penicillium alfredii is the source of this 987-nucleotide messenger RNA. RefSeq lists its product as uncharacterized. The record is from RefSeq and is a predicted model, not a curated record. The transcript has 3 exons. Bases 1 to 987 code for a protein of 328 amino acids. Lineage: Eukaryota; Fungi; Ascomycota; Eurotiomycetes; Eurotiales; Aspergillaceae.